GCCGUGAAGGGAACCGCGGUACAUGCUGGUAUUCACUUUUCUCGGGCUUCAAUGUUGCUGUCGGCUUCCCUAUUCCACCUCGCCCCGAAAAAAUGUGUGGGUUAGAGUUGCCAUUAUCCGUGAUGAUUUCCUUCGCUCGAGUCGAAUACCCCAUCGAAUACAAAAGCGGAUAUGUGCUUAAGGGGUGGGAAAACGCAUUGUUUCCGAUCCACACUGAUUCAGAGUCAGAUCUGUCUGGAACUCCGUCUGCUAUACAAUGGCAUCUCUUCACAAGCGAAAAGAACCGGCUGUAUAUGAUAGAAGUUGAAAGGAGGGCGAAAGAUCUACAUCCUAUAGCGACGAAAAUUCCUAGCGACGAAGUUCCUAGCGACGAAGUUCCUUCAGACAAAGUUCCUUCAAACAAAGUUCCUUCAGACGAAGUUCCUUCAGACAGAUUUUGGGAGGCGGUUCAGCAAAUUAAGCGUCACUUCUUAGGCUUGUAUGAAUUCUCCAGGAUACGCAUUGGCACGAACGAAUCCGUCUCGGGCAAUAUCUCGCGUAUCUCAGGUCAUCUACGUGAAACCCGUUUCCGCUCACUCAUACAAUGGAAUAGAAGCAUCAGUGGCUCAAUCGAAAUUCCGAUGUUUGGCAUUGUUUCGAUUGGAUUUUCAACCGGUAUCCGAAUCCGAGAAGCGCAGGAACGUCGGUUCAGAUUUGAUCAAGUUCAAACCGACAGCCAGAUGCUUCACACUGCUAAGAGAGACUCUGUUAUUCUAUACGACUUUAGUGCUAGUACUGCAUGGAUGUUACCUAUGGUUAGCGUCGUGAUGUACUUGGUUCAGAGCCGGAUAAGGGGAAUGCAUCGUAAUGCACGGAUAAACUACCCAGCAUUUGAGGAUAUAAUCCGGAACGACUGGAAUUUUGAGGAGUUUCUCACGCAGGCUACCCCGGACGGCCUCAAACUGAAAGAGACUUUCUUUCAAUUUAUGAAGAUGUUAUAUGCGAUGCAGCACAACGAAAGCUUGAGGCCGACGCAGAGGUACUUGGCAGGUGUAGAUUUCGCCAAACUAGUACACAUGCCUAGGAAUUACUCGAUCAUCAAACGUGACAUUAACACGACACAUAGUGGUAAAUGGCAACAUAUGCUAGAGAGCAACUGGACUGAUCCGACGGUGGACGACCCGUCUAGGACAGUGACUCUAUUCUGCAGUAGUCUCUUAUCGCUCACUUCGCAGCCACUAGUGCCUACCACCAACGAGACAUGCAACGCCUGGUUCCCUCCGCCGGCGGGUCGGGACUAUUUAGUCGCUGCUGUGCAUUGCCAUUGGGAAUGUGAUGUACACUUUCCACACACUCCGUGUGGGGGCCGAGGGUGCGAUAGACUGCAGGAGAUUGUUAAGGGAUAUGGACAACGAAACCAGGUUCUGACUGAGUUGAUAAACACGGCUUCUCCUAGCGCGUCUGUUGUUUUUGGGGAAAGGUUGGUUAUAGACAUGUCAGGACGCUGCGGACUUGUCUCAGUACCAAGUUUGGUGACGCCUCCCGCCAACACGGCAUCAAAUGGAGAAGAGACGGCGGACGGCAUAGUCAACCAUUCAGGCCAGAUAGAUUCAGCACACGAACCACCUGUCCUGGAAAUGGUACCAUCUGACAGUACCUAGCGACAGAUGAAGUCUGGAGAAGUCGAAUUGGCGGUCUCAUUUUGAUUGGCUGAUUUUCAGGUCAACGGCUAGGUGUGGAUGGGUUUGUACUGUAUUAGUUAGGUGAUCACUUGAGGCUUAUUGAUGUCAUAUGGAAGAUGAUACUCACCAUCGAGGAAGGGUGGUUGGGUGGCUUGUUAGGAAUGGCCCCCAAAUAUUAUGCUAAUACAGUUAUGGAAUUGAAUGUAACCCUAGCUGACCUCAACCCUUCUCAGCUCUAAAAUUCGAU
Annulohypoxylon truncatum is the source of this 1908-nucleotide messenger RNA. RefSeq lists its product as uncharacterized. Bases 93 to 1640 code for a protein of 515 amino acids. NCBI's taxonomy places the organism in Eukaryota, Fungi, Ascomycota, Sordariomycetes, Xylariales, Hypoxylaceae. The record is from RefSeq and is a predicted model, not a curated record. The transcript has 2 exons.